This is a messenger RNA of Orussus abietinus, 4771 nucleotides long. It is a transcript of the gene sima, whose product is annotated as hypoxia-inducible factor 1-alpha. Gene Ontology annotation, cellular component: transcription regulator complex; nucleus; cytoplasm. The record is from RefSeq and is a predicted model, not a curated record. Gene Ontology annotation, molecular function: protein dimerization activity; DNA-binding transcription factor activity, RNA polymerase II-specific; RNA polymerase II transcription regulatory region sequence-specific DNA binding. The transcript is spliced from 14 exons. The coding region runs from base 496 to 3711 and encodes 1071 amino acids. Lineage: Eukaryota; Metazoa; Arthropoda; Insecta; Hymenoptera; Orussidae. Gene Ontology annotation, biological process: regulation of transcription by RNA polymerase II; cellular response to hypoxia.
UCCGCACCUCACACAAAGACAAAGUCGACAGAAACGGGCGGAAAGUCUAGGGUAAGCGCAAAGCGACAAGUCGAAUGCUGCCUCGGAGCGACUCCCACACACGCAGAGCGUCGAGACGCGUCGGGAUGCGUCGGUGGGCACCAUGAGCGCCGCCACCACUACCAGUGUUGCCACGAGUGUCCGUUCCCGCUAUCGUCCAGUACCACCACCAUUGCCAUACUCGUCACGAGUCUGGCGUUCAUCGACUGUGGCCAGCAGCGAACGGCAUGCGUUCCCACCCGAGUAUCACCGGAAUUCGAAAUCCAGAUCUGUGCGCGAGGUAGUGUACCGCGCGUCGUAGAACCUCGGUUAAUACGGACGCGGAGAAAUCGGUACGCAGUAAGGUUCGGCCGCGAGUGAGACGCAGCACAGCGAGAGCAUCGGUUGGAGGUAGGCAAGGUGCACGGGCGACGAACGUCUGGACAACCUCCUCGGCAGUGACCGAGAGCGAUCCGGAUGGUCAGUCGCGAAGACGCCCGUCGAGACGACGAAGAGGCCAUGGACGCGAGAAGGAAGCCGAAGGAGAAACGGAGGAGUAACGAAAAGAGGAAGGAGAAGUCCCGGGAUGCGGCUCGUUGCAGGAGGAGCCGGGAAACCGAUAUCUUUACGGAACUGGCUGCGGCACUUCCGGUUCCGCCAGAUCAGGCUGCGCACCUGGACAAGGCCAGCAUCAUGAGGCUCGCCAUUGCCUACCUCAAGGUCCGGACCGUGGUCAGUGCCGCCAUCCCGGAACCCUUGGCCAAAUCGGAGCCCAACGCCGAGAUCGACGAGCUCUUCCCAAAGGCGCUCGACGGGUUCGUCCUGGUCCUCUCAGGCAUCGGCGACGUCGUCUAUCUCUCCGAUAACGUUCAGGAGUACCUUGGAAUAUCACAGAUGGACAUGAUGGGGCAGAGCGUGUACGAGUACAGCCACCCUUGCGAUCACGACGAGCUUCGGGAUUAUCUCUCGACGAAGCUCCCCGAGGACGGCGAGAAGAAACCCUGCAGCUUCUUCUUGAGACUCAAGUGCACCCUGACCAGCAAGGGGAGGAAGGUCAACCUGAAGAGCGCCUCGUACAAGGUCAUCCACUGUGUCGGGCACUUGAUGGCGCUCCAAGGCGCGUACUCCUCGGAAGAGGAACCCGAAGACCGCGAGGACGGAUACGAAAGGGACUCCGGGGCGUGUCUUGUCCUGGUGGGGUGUCCCAUACCUCACCCGAGCAACAUCGAGGUCCCCUUGGGCCGCCACACUUUCUUGUCGAAGCACAGUCUCAGCAUGAAGUUCACCUAUGCCGACGAUAAGCUGGCCGAGUUCCUGGGAUGGGAGAGCAACGAGCUGGUCGGUCGCUCCGUCUUCGAGUUCUACCAUGCCCUGGACAACCUGGCGCUCGACAAGUCCUUCAAGUCCCUGUUCAGCAAGGGCCAGUGCGAGACGGUGGCUUAUCGGUUCCUGGGGAAAAAGGGCGGGUACGCGUGGGUCGUCACCCAGGCGACUCUCAUCCAUUGCUCCAAACAGCACAAGCCCCUCUCCGUCGUCUGCGUCAAUUACAUCCUAAGCGGGGUCGAGCGAGAAGAUGAGGUGUACAGCUCCUGUCAGCUGGAGGCCCGCUCCUGUCCGGGGUCCCCGAAGGAGCCGACCGUCCUGGCGACCAACCUGAACGGGUGUUCCCUGCCGGAGCUCCUGCCGACGGAGCCGUCGCUCCUGCCCCCGAUCGAGGCCCAGCCUCCGGAGGUCGGCGAUCCGCUUAUCCUGGAGCAGGCGGCGACCGCGAGCUUGCUCUUCGGCCAGGAGGAGGUCCAGGAAGAGGUCCCGGAGUUGGCCGAGGAGGCCUUCCCUGGGCCGGUCCCCGUCACCAGGGAGAUCUUCUGCAGGACCGAGGCCUCGAAGAAGCCGGAAGAGGAACGGCAAACAAGGGACCGCCUCGAGGAACUGGCCGAAGCGGCGCCGAAGCGCGCCAAGGACUUCCUCUUCCAGGGCAAACCCGUCCUGGAGUACGACCCUGCGGUGCAUCGUUCUCGGCCCCAGGCGGUCACCAGGAGUCUGUUCGUCCCGACUCCUAUCCAGGAACAACCCAGCAGACCUCCACCUCAGACCGCGACGGCCACCAUCUUCGCCCCUCGCACCGAGGACAUGAACAAGGGUUUCCUCACCUUCAGCGAGGACCAACCAGGCCUGACCAUGCUCAAGGACGAGCCGGAGGAUCUUACUCACCUGGCCCCCACGGCCGGCGACGUCUGCGUCCCCCUGGAGGAUCCGCCCUUCCUCUCGGACAUGCUGGACGAGUUCAUGCUCGGGAACGAGAACUACUGCCCUCUCCUGAGCCCGGGCCUCUCGACGGAAUUGCGCACCUCCGACCUGGGCGAGUCCUUGAAGGACUCCGACCCUGGGGACUGCGCCGACUGCGGAAACGUGCCCGGGGAUCGACUCGGCGGUACCGUCGCCGAUGGCGAUCCCUUCAUCUACAGGGACUCCUGCAGUCCCUGCAGCCUGAGUCCGGAUCUCCUGUCGCUGGCUCUCAGCAAGAGUCCGGAGCGAAGCGUGGACUCGCUUUGCAGCCCUAACGACAGCGGCGAAGGCCUCUCCGAGGACGAGAUGCUCUACCUCAGCAUCGGGGACGUGAUGGCGGACGACGAGCUGGCCCUAAGGGCGCCCUACAUCCCGAUGUCCGACCAGGACGAGACUCUUCAGCUCCUGAUCAGCGACGACAUGGUCAUGUGGGGUCCGUCCCAGCCCGAAGACAAGAGGUCCAAGUGUUUCAGGGAUCACCCGAGUAAAGGAACCCGGGGGACCGACUCCAGCCUGGCGCAGCUGCUCAGGUCGGAUUCCGAGACCAGGAAGUACAACGACCAUGGCGGAGGGCUCGUCGACCCUGCCCAAGUCCUCGACCAGGUCUACAGAAAGAGUCCCGGGGAGAGGUCCUGGCCGGAGAAGAAGGCAGACCAACCCCGAGGAGGCGACCGGUCGAACAAACGGGUCCACGCCGCCUCGACGAACCCUGAAAACGAGAACAAGAGGAUCCGGUGCGAGGAGGUGGCGGCUCGCAGGAGCCCCAAGGAUCCGGGGACGCCUUGCCAGGAGGAGCAGCAGACCGAGUCGCUGUCGCUGCCUCGGGGCAGUCAACUCCUGCAGCAGCUGAUGUCGCAGCAGGUCCCCAAGUCGCGCUCCCGGUUAGGGCCCAAGGACGACGAGGGUGGAGGGGAGGGCGGGGGCGGCCUCGAGGACGGUCCACCACCCGCGAAGGCCUCCACUGCGCAACCGACCUCGCCCUCGCCCUCCCAGCAGUCCAGCAGCGUUCUCAUGAACCUCCUGGUGUCCGGCUGCGACAACGUCGUCCCUGAUCCACAUAUCCGGCUGGCGUCCUCAUGGCGAAGCCCGCUGUCGCCAUUGAGCGUAGCUCUCGAGGAGUCACGUGGUCAGCCACGUGGUCAGCCACGCGGUCAGUCACGUGGCCAGUCACGUGACCCGCCCACGUGGCCGGGUGACGUUUCGCUGGACCACCUCAGCCCGGACACCCGGAAACAGCUCGUCAACUCCCUGGCUACCAACAGGAAACUCUUCCUAAAGGCCGAGUCGAGGACCCUGGACUCCACGACCUUGUCUUUUGACAACUUCGAGUUCGACGUGGGACCGUUCAACCCGGGCCUCCUUGAGACCGCCGAUCUUCUCAGGCCCUUGGACCGGAGCCUGGUCUAGGUGCCUCCUCGAGAAUGUUAUUAAAAUUAAUACGGUAUCGCAUGUUUGUACGGGAAAUCGUUGAUAUAUAUAUAUUUACCCUUUGUCAGCCUCUGGAGGGUAUGGUGGAAUAUCGGUAAUGGCCAUCUCGACUUGGGGUGAUGGGUUUGUUUCGGGCCUUGAAAAUUAUUUCGUUAAGAUUUGUAUGUACAGGAAUGAUUACAUACGGGGAAGUCUCUUUGGGGAAUUUACACUCUGUAUUUUUCGAGGGUGGCCGUUUGCGACGAGCCAAAUUGACGAUUUUGCAACUUGAGAUCGAGUCCCGAUAUUGAGGGUAAUCGCGUUAAGUAAUCCUCGAUUAAGAAUUUUAAUUCCAAUGCCUUGAAAGUCUUACAGUUUGAACGAGUACUUGAAUAUCUGAAGGACCCUUCUCUAGUUGUGUAAGAAUAUGCGAUACCGUAUAAAAGGAAAUUCCCCUCGUCCCCGCUCGGUGUCGAGGAACGCGCGGAGCCAAUUACCCGUUUAAUUGUACAUUUAUAUUAUUACGUUACCUACAGAUUUUAUUAACACUAGUUGAACCGAUUAGAUUAUAUUAUGUUUCUCUUGCGUCUAAGGGAGCGUCUCGACGCCUCGCGUUUUAAAUCGCGCGUCGAGCUUAAGGAUUGACGGAUAAGCCGAGAGUUUCCGAGUGUACUCCGCGCGACCGUAGAAGCCGGCGUUGAGGAUUAAUUCGAUCCUCGGUCCGAGGAGUCGUUUCAGCGAGGCGUCGGUCAUUUCUCGACAUCCGAGGAGGAAAGUCGACUAUGACAAGACGACAAGAUCUUGGAGGGAAGGGUUUGCAAGGAAGCGGGAGGAAAAAAAAGGAAUAAAAGUGCUCCGGAAUGAUAAGACGCGUCUCGCGCUGCCCUUCCGAAAAUAUGGUGGGGCCUUCUAGGAAUAAUUCUGCGCGUCUCCAUUGGUACGUGGUGCAAGGAUAUCGAAGCUCGUAAAUAAGCUUCGCCCUUUUCUAAACUGACCCGAUAUUUUUUGAUAAUUUUUAGAUGAUGUAUUAUCAAAUAAAUAAGGAAAAUGUAUAUCCAAA